Messenger RNA from Aureococcus anophagefferens, 2171 nucleotides. RefSeq lists its product as hypothetical. The record is from RefSeq and is a predicted model, not a curated record. NCBI's taxonomy places the organism in Eukaryota, Pelagophyceae, Pelagomonadales, Pelagomonadaceae. Bases 1 to 2124 code for a protein of 707 amino acids. Gene Ontology annotation, molecular function: protein binding. The transcript is spliced from 2 exons.
AUGGCGCGGGACGCGAACGCGGCGACGCGCGUGCAGCGGCGCUGGCGCGGCGCGGACGCGCGGCGCGAGGCGCGCGGCCGCCGGCUGCUCGCGGCGCUGCGGCGGCGCGAGCGGAGCGCCGCCGUGCUCCAGGCGCGCCGGCGCGGCGCCGCGGCGCGGCGCCAGCUCCUCCGGGACCGCGAGGCCGACCGCGCGCGCGCGGCCGUCGCGCUCCUCGACGCGUGGCGCGACGGCCACGCGCCGCUCGCGCGGCGCCAGGCCUGCUGGGACGCGCUCUGCGCGGACCGCGGCGCCUGCGACCUGCGCGCGGCGACGGCGCGCCUCGCGGGCGCCCGCGCCGAGGCCGCGCGGUGGCGCGCGGACCCGCCGCGGUCGCCCGCGGCGCGCCGCGCGGCCGUCGCCGCGGAGCGCAAGCAGGUCUACGCGUUCCUCAAGGCGUCGGACGCCCGCGCCGUGGAGCAGGUCGCCCGGGCCUUCGGGCUGCGCGGCGCGAAGCGGCGGAAGCGCCGCGUCGUCAAGGCGCUCUUCGAGGACGCGGCCGUGGCGGCCGCGUCCGCGGCCGUCGUCCGCCGCGCGCGCCACGACGGCGAGCCCGACGCCUACUUCGUCGACGGCGCCCACAGCCCCAGCGACCAGGGCACCUGGCGCAUCACGGUAACGGGACCGGAGAGCACGGUCGCCGCCGUCAAGGGCGUCAUCGCGGCGGAGAAGCAGGUCGCCGUGGCGAGGCAGAAGCUGUCGUCGGACCCGCAGGGCACGGCGGAGCUCGACGACGGCGGGACGCUCGCGUCCCAGGGCCUGUCGGCGAACGGGUCCAUGCUCUACCUGACCGUCGCCGACGACGAGCCGGCGCCGCCGGCCGCCGCGGCCGCGCCCGCCGCGCCCGCGCCGCGGCCGCCCGUCGCGCCGUCGGCUUUGUCGAGCGCCGGGGAGCGGUUCCUCGGCGGCGACGGCCAGGGCGCGACGGACGCGGACGACGAGGCGGCCAUCGCGCGGGCCAUCGCCGAGGCCCAGGCCGAGUUCGAGGCCGAGGGCGCGCCCGCGUCGCCGACGGUGCGCGCGCCGGACGCGUCGACGCGCGAGGCGCUCGUCGGCCCGGCCGCGGGCGACUUCUACGGGGGCAACGAGGACCUCCCGGCGCUCAUCGCCGACCUCCUGGGCGGCGUCGACGCGCCGGCCGUCGACCACGCGGCGCUCGCGGGCGUCGACGACGACGGCGGCUCCGACGACGACCUCGCGCUCGCGCGGCGCCUCCAGGCCGCCGAGGCCAACGGCGACGCGGAAAUCGACCCAGACGAGGACCCGGACGAGGCCCUGGCGCGGCGCCUCAACGCCGCCAACGACGACACGGACAGCGGCGACGCCGCGCUCGCGCGCAUGGUCGCGGCGCGCGACGCGGAGCAGGAGCGCGCGGCGCGCGCGCGGCGCGCGCUGGGCCUCGGCGGGCCGCGCAUCCCCCGGGACCGCGGCGGCGCCGACGCCGCGCGCCAGAUCCUCGGCGACCUCCUCGGCGGCGGCGCGGCGGGCGGGCUCGGCGGCGGCGGCGGCCUCGGGGGCGGCGGCGGCGACGACGACGACGAGCAGCUCCAGCGGGCGCUCCUCAUGUCGCAGGCCGGCGGCGACGAGAUCGCCGCGGGCGCCGACGAGCAGCUCCGACGCGCGCUCGCGAUGUCUCGCGGCGACGCGCCGGCCGCGCCGCCGCCGCCCGCGGACGACGACGACGCGCUCGCGCGCGCCCUCGCCCUGAGCCUCGGCGACGGCGACGGCGGGGGCGGCGCGCCGCCGCCGGCGUCGCCGCGCGCGGCGACGCCGCCGGCCGCGGCCUUCGGCGCCGGCGGCGACGACGACGACCCCGCGCUCCAGGCCGCGCUCAUGCAGGCGCGGCAGGACGACGUCGACCGCGCGUCGAGCUACGCGCGCCGCCAGGCCGAGGAGGACGCGGAGCUCGCGGAGGCCAUCCGCCUCUCCGCGCUCGAGGCCGCGCCGCCGCCGCCGGCCGAGGAGGUCCUCCUCAGCGACGCCGCCGCGCCGGGGUCGAGGCCCCGCCGCGUGCGCCGCGGCGACGACGACGCCGACGUGCCCGCGGCGCGGAGCGCGGCCUCGAGCCGGGCCAAGGCCGACUGAGCCCGCGGUCGAUGUUGAAUUCAAAAAUCUAACACAUCUUUUGUUUG